AUGAGUCUUCGCACUCCAUAUGUAUGUGCGCGAUGCACUGUUCGCGCAUCUCGGUCCCUACGCCCUGUGAUUCUCUCUCACUUUCGGUCGCAACGCCGUAAUGUCAGCCAAACAGUACAAACCGACAGACCCUUCCGAGUAGCCAUUGUAGGCUCAGGCCCGGCUGGCUUUUACGCCGCAUAUCGCCUACUGGGAAAGGUUGAAAAUGCGGUAGUAGACAUGUAUGAGAAACUGCCUGUUCCAUUUGGACUGGCGAGGUAUGGCGUAGCUCCGGACCACCCGGAAGUAAAGAACUGUGAAGACAAGUUUACGGAAGUUGCGGCAUCUCCGCGCUUUAACUUCAUUGGGAAUGUCGAACUGGGCGGAACUCUGCCUCUUCGACUACUGAAGCCUCACUACGACGCCAUUUUAUUCGCCUACGGCGCUCCCAAGGACAAGAGGCUAGGGAUACAAGGAGAGGACGCACUACGCAGUGUAUACUCUGCGCGAGAGUUUGUGGGAUGGUAUAACGGACUUCCGGAGCAUCGAGAUCUUAACCCGGACCUCACUGCGGGAGAGGAUGCUGUGAUUAUCGGCCAAGGCAAUGUUGCGUUGGAUGUGGCAAGGAUCUUACUGUCGGAUGUGGAUCGACUGCGGCAAACCGACAUUGCUGAUUAUGCCCUGGAGGCAUUGUCCAGCAGUAAGAUCAAUAGAGUCCGGGUGGUAGGCCGCAGAGGCCCGCUGCAGGCAUCUUUUACCAUAAAAGAAGUUCGCGAACUACUGCAACUUCCCUCUGUAUCCUUUGAUCCCAUUCCUCGUGACCUCCUUCCACCGGACGAUGUCGUUUCAGCUCUCCCCAGAGCUCAGAAACGACUAAUUCAACUCCUCGCCAAGGGAUCAAACAAUGACCCUAGCACAGCUACCAAGUCGUGGUCACUUGACUUCCUCCUCUCACCUGAAUGUCUUAACUGGUCCCCCGUUUUCCCGCAUCGGUUGUCUCAUGUACGCUUCGCUCGCAACGAGCUCGACCCUGCAGAUCCGUUCUCCGCAAGCGCCAAGGUCACUCCCAAAUACCUUUCAAGUGGCAAGCCGGCAAAAGUCAACAUUCCUGCGAACACCUUCUUCCGCAGCGUCGGUUACAAAGGCCUUCCCUUGCCUGGACUCGAGGACCUAGGAGUGCCGUUCGACGAGAGCCGCGGAGUGAUUCCAAACGACGGCUUUGGCAGAGUCACUGUUCCUCCAUCGUCAGAGGCCGGGAGCCGCGAUAUACUCCCAGAUGGCUCUCUGAUCUCUCACCUGCCGGGACUAUACUGUGCUGGCUGGGUCAAACGCGGACCUACGGGUGUAAUUGCAACGACGAUGACAGACGCAUUCAGCACAGCUGAUGCUAUCGCAGCGGAUGUGGCUCAGAGUGGUGGCGCGCUGCUCAACCCAUCCAAUGAAAGGACAGGCCUUGGAUGGGAUGGCGUCCGGGCUGAGGCGGAGCGGCUCGGCGUCAGAGCAACAAGCUGGGAGGACUGGGAACGGAUAGAUCGUGCCGAGCGCGAGCGGGGAUCGCAAAGAAACAAGCCUCGGGAGAAAUUCGGACGAGUUGAGCAGAUGCUGGGUGUCCUCUAG
Aspergillus mulundensis is the source of this 1596-nucleotide messenger RNA. RefSeq names its product NADPH-adrenodoxin reductase. NCBI's taxonomy places the organism in Eukaryota, Fungi, Ascomycota, Eurotiomycetes, Eurotiales, Aspergillaceae. Gene Ontology annotation, cellular component: mitochondrion. The record is from RefSeq and is a predicted model, not a curated record. The transcript is spliced from 3 exons. Gene Ontology annotation, biological process: ubiquinone biosynthetic process. The coding region runs from base 1 to 1596 and encodes 531 amino acids.